This is a messenger RNA of Camellia sinensis, 1727 nucleotides long. Its product is annotated as basic helix-loop-helix protein 80. Gene Ontology annotation, cellular component: nucleus. NCBI's taxonomy places the organism in Eukaryota, Viridiplantae, Streptophyta, Magnoliopsida, Ericales, Theaceae. Gene Ontology annotation, molecular function: protein dimerization activity; DNA-binding transcription factor activity. Gene Ontology annotation, biological process: regulation of DNA-templated transcription. The record is from RefSeq and is a predicted model, not a curated record.
CCUGACCUCUGAGAUUGUCUCAGACUCAGACCCAGUUUUUUCUUAGACUACUGCUUACCUCUCUGCAUCCAAGGAGUCCACCAUCUGCUUCUCCCUCUCUCUGUCUCUCUCUCCCUCUCUUGUGUUGUGGCCUUCCAUUUUCAAUUCCAAAGGUUUCUUUCUCAACAUGGCAACUUUUGCAAAUUACCAACAGCACCUUUCUCUCCUUGACCCAAUUUUCCUGCAAAACACCUCUGGAUUUUCCCAGGAACCAAACACCACCACCACCACCAGCUGUUUUUCUCAAUUUUACCCACUUGAAUCUCUUCAGCAGGUCCCUGUUGAUGUUAGUGUUCAUGAAAGUAAAGUUGCAUUUAGUCAUAACAAUGAGGCUUCUGUGACCAAUAAACACAGUACAGACUCUUCAUCAGUGGUUGAUAAGUCUGAAAGUGGUGAGCAAGUCACUCAAAAAUUGAUUGCCACAGCCAAGAAAAGGAAGAACAAAGAUGAAUCUUUCAUGACCUCUCUUCAAUCUAUGGAUGCAAGAGAAGUGAGAGACAAGAAGAAGCAAAAGACAAGCAAUGGCACAACUACAACAAUGACAGAUGAGAAAGAAAAGAAGCCAAAAGCUGAUAAGAAGAAGGAUCAAAAGAAAGUUCCUACUGAAGAAGUUCCCAAAGACUAUAUUCAUGUAAGAGCAAGGAGGGGCCAAGCUACGGAUAACCACAGCCUUGCUGAGAGGGUGAGGAGAGAGAAAAUAGGUGAGAGGAUGAAACUGUUGCAAGCUCUUGUUCCUGGAUGUGACAAGGUAACAGGGAAAGCCCUUGUGUUGGAUGAAAUAAUCAGCUAUGUCCGAUCCCUGCAAUAUCAAGUGGAGGUUCUUUCUAUGAAGCUUGCUUCAGUGAAUCCCAUGUUCUAUGACUUUGGAAUGGAGUUGGAUGCAUUCAUGGUUCCACAUGAGACAUUGAUGAAUUAUGAAGAGGAAUCACCAUUGCCAAAUGUGCAACAAUGCAACUCUGCUCAGUUCACCACACCAAAUAGUUAUCCUCUUCUGGACAGUUCAUCUUCUUCACUACUAUUUGAUCAUCAACAAGAGCAGAUUCCAAAUAUUUUUCCUCAGGAUAAUGGACAGCUGUUGUGGGAAGUGGAUGACCAAAAACUUUUUAAUGAAUCAGGAGAUUUCAGCAACAACUUGUGUUAUUUCAAUUAAUAUAAUACUGAGCUAUAGGUUCCCGCCAGCGUCUGUUUGCAAGGAAAUUUCACAGUAGCAAAAGUAGGGGAAAGGUCCUCAAGGUCUUCAAAACAUUUUGGGACACCCCAAUUUUAUAAAUAAGGGUCUAGAGUGAAGACCGAACCAUUCUUGGAUGAUACUGACAACAUCAAUUGUACUCUUAUGUUAAAGAUUUCAACUCUACAAAACUUCUCAUCUUCUGAUCAAUAGUUGUUCAAAGUCUUUGGUGGAUUCCAAAUGCACCAUUCGAGUGUCAAGGUGUUCAUACUUGGGGUUUCAAACGCUUGGAACUGUGUAUGUGGAUUCGGCAAAAGUAUUUCAAGUCUAUAGGUUGAGAAAUUGCGUCUUGUAAUUGAUCAUUUAUAAUAGUGCUAAGAGAUAGAACCAGGAUUUUGACUUGAGAUGAGCCAACAUUUGGCUCUUCUUCUUCAUAGAUUAUUCCGAUACAUAUUUUUUGGCAACGAAAUCAUUUCCUCCCAAUUCCUAUCAGUGAAAUAUUUCUUUCUUUGUUGAGAUU